AUGGAGCCACCUCAUAUCAUGUUGGGAGGUGAAGAGGAAUGUCACAGCAAUGAAUCUGGAUGGACCAUGUACAUUGGGUCCCCCAGAGAUGAGGAUGUACAAUGUGAUGAUAAUGAAGAGAAAGGUUAUAGCCUGGAUUAUGAUUAUGAAGGCGCACAAGCUGACCCAGAUGUCGAAAGUGACGAUUCUAUGGCUUCUGAUGCUUCUUCUGGCCCUAGUCAAUAUGGAGUGAUCAAUCCAUCGGCUGGUGGUGGCUAUGAUGGCUUCACACAUUUUCAACAGAAGGAGGAAGUGAAGGACAAGUUUCGCUCAGAUCACAAGAGAACAACAGCAAGUAAAUCAAAGGAAAAUCAAGUAGUGGAAAAAAGGGUGAAAGAGAAUGAGAUGGUUUUCUUCUGUACCAAAGGUAAGGCUCCUGCAGUUCAGAAUCAUAGCAAAGUCAAGGUGAAUAAUACUCGUCGACUCUGA
This is a messenger RNA of Sphenostylis stenocarpa, 468 nucleotides long. NCBI's taxonomy places the organism in Eukaryota, Viridiplantae, Streptophyta, Magnoliopsida, Fabales, Fabaceae. The record is from the annotation of a GenBank genome assembly.